Molecule: messenger RNA, 1386 nt
Organism: Lathyrus oleraceus (garden pea)
Lineage: Eukaryota; Viridiplantae; Streptophyta; Magnoliopsida; Fabales; Fabaceae
Exons: 1
Coding region: 1-1386 (461 amino acids)
Source: RefSeq, a predicted model, not a curated record
AUGUAUCCCCCUCCUGAGGUUGAACGACCUAGUGGUAAGGGUGAUGAUUCCUCCAGUUUUGAAAAGGCCUUGGUUGCUGAAGGGUUGCGCUCUUUAGGGAAAACCGUGUCUGACAAAGGGAAAUCUGUGGCCUCUAACACGGCUAAUGCUUCCCACUUUGAGAAGCAUGAUGAUGCAAAUGUUGUGAUUGAUCUAGAGGAUGGUAGCUCUGAUGAUCAAGAGGAAAACUUGAUUCAUCACAUAAAGCCAAGUGUGGCUAAACGCAUGAAGACUCGCAAAGGAAAAUAUGUGGUUGAACUUAUGCCAGCUAGGGAAGCUAAGAAGACUGCUGUCAUUGGUCCCUCCAAACCAUGGAGCAAGGUUGAAAUAAAGAAGAGGAAGGUCAGAGAUGAUUCUGAUCCUGAAGAGGAUGUUGAGGAAGAUGUCCCUGACAUCUCGCAUGUGAAGAAAACUACUGUUAGGAAGUCUCCUAUUAAAGUACAUGUUGUUCAUUUGGAUAACAUCUCCUUCCAUCUUAAGGAUGAAGCUGCUAAGUGGAAAUUUGUGAUUCAGAGAAGGGUAGAUGUGGAAAGAGAAUCGGGAAAAGAUGUUGCUGAUGUCAAGGAGGUCAUGGACCUGAUACAAGCUGCUGGGCUUUUGAAGACUGUUGUUGGGUUCUCUCAAUGCUACGAAGGUUUAGUCAAGGAAUUUAUUGUUAAUAUUCCUGAGGAUAUUUCUGAUAAGAACAGUAAGGAGUUCUCCAAGGUGUAUGUGAGGGGUAAGUGUAUAACAUUCUCUCCUACUGUUAUUAAUAAUUUUCUAGGCAGAAAUAAUGAGGGUGCAGGAGAAUUAAAGGUUACAGACAAUCAAGUUUGUAGAGAGAUUACAACUAAGCAGGUGAAAGUUUGGCCUUUUAAAAAGCAUCUUCCUGCUGGGAAGUUGACUAUCAAGUAUGCUAUCCUGCAUAAAAUAGGAGCUGCUAACUGGGUCCCUACCAACCAUAUCUCCACCAUUGCUAAUACUCUUGGGAGGUUUAUUUUUGUUGUUGGGACAAUAGUGAAAUUUGACUAUGGUAGAUAUAUGUUUGAUCAAAUCAUCAAGCAUGCAACUACUAAUGCAGUUAAGCUGCCAAUUGCUUUUCCCUCUAUGAUCUGUGGAAUUAUCUUGAAUCAACAUCCUGGUAUUCUGUGCUCAAAUGAUUUACCUAGUAGGAGAAAACCAGCCCUGUCUGUGCACUACAAACUCUUUGAAGGCAGUCAUGUCGAGGAUAUUGUCAUGACAUCUACCAUGAGGAGGCCAGUCUCAAAAGUUGGAGCAAUUGAUGAGCUUGAGGAGGCAUACAAAGAGCUAGGUGAAGGGAUUAGUGUAGCCACAACUAGAAAACAAUCUUUGGAAAGCCUUGAUUGA